GAAGCUAACAGAUCAUAUUUUCUGUCUUUGCUCUAGGAGCUGGCAGCGCCUCUCCAUGAGGACAAGGACAAAUCACCCAUUUCCUCCCUUUGGAAGUUUUUGACAUUGACGGAGACUCUCAAAGACUCAAUUCUAUGACAUCUUCGUCUCCUACCAGGGACCCCUCUGACACAGAGUGUGGCAACUCUGGAGCCGAACCCACCGGGAGCCCCUCUGUGGGUAAGCCUCCCGUGGGUAACUCUUUUGGUGAGGAUAUACUCCUUCUUGAAGACAUACCUUGCCAAAGGUGUUCUUCAGAGAACCAAGGCUCUCCACUCCCAGACCCACUAUUGAUCAAUACAGUGAAGUAUUGGUUACUUCUACAAAACCUAGUUCUGGACGAGCCGAAGCAAUUCCGCAAACCAGGUGUCACCACGGCCUGGGUUGAUGAUGAUGACGACUCUGAUGAGUCCACUGACAACGAAAAUCAAAACAACGCCACAGAAAACCUGAAAGACUACAAAGAUCUCAACUCACAUAUCUUCGAACUUACUCCAGUCGAGGACCUCAGGCUGUGCGCAUCAUGGGAGCGUGAAGAUGCCCCACACCAGGAGCUGCCUCUGGUGCCUAAGCUGGUGGAGGAGGAUGAUGUUUGUUCCAACGCGGAGAGAGUCACCUGUCUGAAUGUGGGCCAGCUGAAGAAGAGGGCCUUCAUGACUUUCAAGAGAAGAGAGGACCCCAAGGAGGCCACCAAGGGCCAGCGUCAGCAGGCAUCCAAGAAGACAUGGCGUUUCAGAAACGACAAGGUUAAACCCGAAGAACUUCUUCAAUAAUUAGGACAACCCUCUAUCCUCAUGUUUUAAAAAUAUUUAUCUCACCUUUC
This is a messenger RNA of Cavia porcellus (domestic guinea pig), 862 nucleotides long. RefSeq lists its product as uncharacterized. Lineage: Eukaryota; Metazoa; Chordata; Mammalia; Rodentia; Caviidae. The record is from RefSeq and is a predicted model, not a curated record. The transcript has 2 exons. Bases 135 to 812 code for a protein of 225 amino acids.